CAACUGCUUUAAGUCAUCGUCCUCCUCCUCCUCCUCCUCCCCCAUCAACUGCUGCGUGAGGCGCGGGAGAGCGCGCGCGCGGCGCCCCCAUGGCGUUCCACUACCCGGACCACGCGCUGGCGAUGGACGCUGCUGCGGCGGCGGCGGCGGCGGAGGCGAGCGCUGGGUUUGGGUCGGGAGGGGUUGGGAUUGGCGUCGGGGGAGGGGCGGGGUGGGAGAGGGAGAAGGCGGCCAUCGCGGCGCACCCGCUGUACGAGCGCCUCCUGGAGGCGCACGUGGCGUGCCUCCGCGUGGCCACCCCCGUGGACCAGCUCCCGCGCAUCGACGCGCAGAUAGCGGCGCGGCCGCCGCCGCUGGCCGCCGCCACGGCGGCCGGGGCGCCCUCCGGCGGCGAGGAGCUCGACCUCUUCAUGACCCAUUAUGUAUUGCUCCUUUGUUCGUUCAAGGAACAACUACAGCAGCAUGUGCGCGUUCAUGCAAUGGAAGCAGUGAUGGCUUGCUGGGAACUUGAACAAACUUUGCAAAGCCUUACAGGGGCAUCUCCUGGUGAAGGAUCUGGAGCAACUAUGUCUGAUGACGAAGACAAUCAGGUUGAUAGUGAGAGCAACAUGUUUGAUGGAAAUGAUGGGUCAGAUGGUAUGGGCUUUGGCCCCUUAAUGCUGACGGAGGGUGAGAGAUCAUUAGUUGAACGUGUAAGGCAAGAACUGAAACAUGAGCUUAAACAGGGAUACAGAGAAAAACUUGUGGAUAUUAGGGAAGAGAUUCUCCGAAAGCGAAGAGCUGGAAAACUCCCGGGAGAUACAGCGUCUACUUUGAAAGCUUGGUGGCAGGCUCACUCUAAAUGGCCAUACCCAACUGAGGAGGACAAGGCUCGCUUGGUGCAGGAAACAGGACUGCAGCUAAAGCAAAUCAAUAAUUGGUUCAUCAACCAACGUAAGCGGAACUGGCACAGCAAUCCUGCUUCAUCCUCAUCAGACAAAAGCAAGAGAAAAAGAAGCAAUGCAGGUGAUGGCAAGGCCGAGCAAUCUUGGUAGAACGUGGUUGGAGAAGAAGUAUAUAUGUAAAUAAUGCAUCCAUUGUGAAGAAUGCCUAUAUAUUUAUUGCUCCCAAGAUGACCAUUCGGGCAGAAGGUUCCUGGGGCCAAUUCAUACAAAAGAAAUUAUGUAAUGUUAUAAAUUAAUCAUUUUAAUGUUAUAAUUAGUCAUGUCAGACUAAAGAGUGUAUAUGUAGUGUGACUUACCAGAGAGUAGCUUCCAUGUUUGUUGUUGGCUAGUGUGCAUUUGUAGUUGGGACGUGCUGGCUGCCUAUGGACAGCACGGUGCAAUCGUUGUGUAUGUGUUUGUAAUGCGUGGUGAAGCAUAUCUUGUCAACCCGUGGAAUGGGAGUGUUCCGCGAGCCCCAUAUGCUGCUGUAAUGCUGUAUAUUGAUCAUGCUGUAUUAUACCGUCACACCCUCAGGUUCGUGUUGUUACAAAUUAUAAACUAUAUUAUCCCUAA
Oryza brachyantha (malo sina) is the source of this 1496-nucleotide messenger RNA. RefSeq names its product homeobox protein knotted-1-like 11. The transcript has 6 exons. The coding region runs from base 90 to 1034 and encodes 314 amino acids. Gene Ontology annotation, biological process: regulation of DNA-templated transcription. Gene Ontology annotation, cellular component: nucleus. Gene Ontology annotation, molecular function: DNA binding. The record is from RefSeq and is a predicted model, not a curated record. NCBI's taxonomy places the organism in Eukaryota, Viridiplantae, Streptophyta, Magnoliopsida, Poales, Poaceae.